Messenger RNA from Hydatigera taeniaeformis, 498 nucleotides. The record is from the annotation of a GenBank genome assembly. Lineage: Eukaryota; Metazoa; Platyhelminthes; Cestoda; Cyclophyllidea; Taeniidae.
AUGCGUGGUGGUAACAUCAAGGUGGCGGUGGAAGUGGUGGCGCAACUGAUUGCUCGUAGCUACGACGGUGCGCAGUCCAGAACAGUGACAUGCUUAACGCCACCGGUGACAGUCGCGGUGCCGCCACCACCUCCAUUACAAACGCCAACUUGCAGCACUCGGAUGAAGGCAUUGGGAAACUCGCACGCAAGUGGCCAUACGCGCAGUCGACAAGACGUUGAGGUAAAGGAGGUGAAAGAAUGGAUCUCACGUCUCGCCAUUCUCAUUGCUGGCACCAGCAUUCACACACCCGCAAACCCUAUUCCUCUCUUCAGGGGUCACAAUGAGGCAAGUUGGUGGUGGUGGUGGUGGUGGUGGUGUUGCACUGGGAUAGGAAAACUGACCAUGACAAGGGCAACACGAGGGGAAGAAGGAGGCGAAGGGAAGGAGGAGAGGAAGGCGAAGGAGGAGAUGAAGAAGACGACAGUGGUAGCCACUAACAUGUCACCCACUGAUUAG